AAUGGCGGUAACAUUGACAAUACCAACGGCGGUCCUGCUCCAGGGGCUCUCGAUUCACUCACUCUCGGCCAGUUGAAACAGAUGGUCACGUCCGCGCCGAAGCCCAAGGAGCAAUUAUAUGACUUUAAGUAUGAAGAUGAAGAUACGGUGAUGAGCGAGAUUGAUGAGUUCUUUUCGUACGUCGAGGCACCGCAGUUUGGAGAGAACUUGAAGGCUUGGGAAGGUUCUUUUCCUGGAGAGUGGACGAAGAGUCCGUUUGAGAAGCGGAAGAAGCACGUUGAUCUGUUAUUGGAGAGUCUUGAACAUAAGGACGCGGUAAUCAGGUUCACGAAUGCGAGAAGGUUGUUCUAUGUUGUUCAAGGGACCUUCGCUGAGACGAGUUCUCCUGAGCAUCAACUGCAUUGGGUCAUUGAGAACUGCAAGACCGUCUGUGUCGCAAAUGGUAUCAGCGUCGUUGUGGAAGCUAUCAAGAUCGCAAACUCGAAGCACGAUCUUCUUAGUUCGCUAAGCGACGGAGACUGUUACCGAUUCAACAUCAGCCCUCAGGAUAGGCAAGACUGUAUUGAAGAAGUAAACACCGAGCUAUCUGUUUACUUUGGUAUACUGUACUUCUUGAUUGAGGUACUGAAAGAUAGCGAUGAGUUUGCCGAGGAGUUGAUGAGCCUGGAUCCUCCUCUACCUGUUUAUCUAUUCAGUGUCGUCGCCUCGCUGCGGGAUAAAAGCUUUAAAGGGUAUCCCGUGAAGAAAUUAUUACUUCUCCUGUGGAAGACUCUUCUCGCGUGUUGUGGUGGCUCGAGGGAUCUUGCUCGCGUCAAGAAGUUAUCUCGCGAAGUGGUCGGACUUCCUGAUGAGAAGGAUGAACCGGUUCCGAUCAAAUCCUCACCCUUCGACUUGCAAAUUUUUCGUCAAGAGACAUCCGUCAAAUACCCUACUUUCUCCGCCACAUCCGAACCGAGCGCUUCAUCCUCAUCCCGCUUUUCAGACGUCAGCAGCGUUCGUUUAGCGGACGUUAGGAGAUCCAACUUGCAUAACAUCUCACCGAUCAAGCUUGCAGAAGCGUUCUCGCCAAUCCCGGUCCGACACCACUAUCAUCACGGGGAUGAGCCUGAUUUUCAGCAAUCGGGUCAUUCGCAACAGGGAAGCCAAGGCUCUUCAUCAGCGUUUUCAGGGAACCCAGCAUACAAUACGAAUCCUCAACCUAUGACGCCUAUGCCUACCCCACCUCCAUCACCUAAACCGAAGAAACAACAAUACCAGACGGAUCAGAAUAGACCGUUCCUGUUUCCGUUCUCUCGAAGUCAAGUGAGAGGUUCACGGGGCAAUCGUCUGGUACCGGAUGCCAUCGACGAGGCGGACCGUUUGUAUAACAAGCAUAUGCACAUUAGUGUGUCACUUAUGCAGAUGUGGCAAACUCGCGAAGAUUGUAUGAUUGAGGAAAGCGGGUUACAUCGAUUGUCGGGGAUUGAGAGCACGUUCAAGACUACGAAUGAUGCCGACGACACCGCUGAGGAGCUUCCUGAUAUCGCUCUGUUGAACUCGAAGAUUGCAGAGGUGGAAGCGGCGAUAAAGCAAACUGAGAAAAGCUCCGGAGGUGGACGAGCUCAAGUGAAGAAAUUGAAAGAGCUGCGGCAAAUGAGGGAGGAUCUCCUUCGGUUGAAACGCGCGGAACAGAUUUACAGCGCUGUUCUACCCCAUCUAUCUGGAUGGGUGUUAGUGUUGCUGAAGAUGCUAUUAGCGACUGUCUCUGCUGGCAAUCCCGGUCAGCCGCCACCUUCCGCUACGUCGAAUGCAUUCCCUCCUGGCGUUGGAAGUCCAGCCGAACAGCAACAGCCGCCUCCGUUUCCUGCAACUGCGGAUGAAAUUGACCUGCUACGCCACCGUGAGAUCAUGUCAAAAGCUGUCUCCGCGAUCCUACUUUUAACAUUGAGAUGGUUCAAGUCAUCGCAUGCGAUGAAAUUCCAUUACCUUGGACAAUUACUAUUGGAGUCGAAUUGCCUCCUACUCAUCCUUAAGAUGUUUACCCUGCAGGAGGUCUCUAAUACAGUUGUCUCCAAAGCGGAGAUACCUGAAAGCAACUUCUUCCAGUAUUGCCUCAGGUAUUCGAAGAAUCCACAGGCACAACGGCCCGAGGAUAAUCUGGUUGGUCCUCCAAGACAGUCAACAACUCGCUCAGGUGUCAAGGGAAGUAAGGGUGACGAAGAGAUUGAGCUCAUCACUGAAUUCUCGUGGCGGAAUUUCUUCUCGAGUAUCAACUUCGUACGAAUCAUGCAGAAGCUGUCCAAACAUAGAUCGCAUAGGAUCUGGUUACUUGUGCAGUACAAGAGCUCGGCGGUAUUGAAACGAAUAACGAAGGUUUCGCACCCGAUGCUGCAACUUUAUGUCUUGAAGUUGAUUAAGAGUCAAGUUCCGUACUGUGGGCGUAAAUGGCGACAAUCCAACAUGAAAUGUAUCACUACGAUUUAUUUGAAUUGCCGUCCUGAUCUCAGGGAUGAGUGGUUGACGGGUACGGAAGUCGACGAUGCACAGGAUGCUUUGGCACAAGAGCAAGCGUUACGCAAGCUUGUCAAAUUCUAUAACAACAAGCGGUACGGCGCAGCCAGCGCCCACGCAAUGGCGACUCGCGACAGCCACCGCAGAUCAUCCAGCCUCUCAGUGCCCUUAGGCGACUUACACGCCGGUCCAGAACUAUCAGCCAUGGCUCGACCAGUCGGUACACCCAACGUAGUCGAAGCAGAUGUCUUCCCACCCGCCCGCGCUCAAGCACCCGACCCAUCGAUUUUCUUACCAUACACCACGGAAGACAUCGCGUUCGAAGAAGAGUACGAAGAGUAUUUAUCGGAUUUAGGUAUGACGGAUGAUUAUUCGACUUCGUCGUCGAUGGGGACGGGUGCUUCUGAGGGUGGUGGAGUGUUGUUUGGUGGUACGUCGGCGUGGCAUAGGUUACCGCAUAUGGGUCCGGAGAUCGCGGAUGGGAUUUCGGAUAGUGAGAGUAUUGCGUCUAUUGGAGAGUUGGGAGACGAGGCGAAGUUUGAUCCUGGGAUGGACUCGGAUCGGGAUGAUGAGAAUAGGAAUAACUGGGAGCAUAUGAGCCCAAAGACGAUGGCUGCUCUACCAAAGUCGCCCGUAGGGCACCGACGCUCAAGCUCCGGAUCGAGUUUACGACCCGUCCUUCCCUUCGGACUGGACGACGCCAGUGCAGUCGAACUGGAGAACGAAGAAGACGAGGAUCAAGAAAUGGGUCCUAUGCCCCGAGACCAGAAUGGUCCUUUCGGUCAAGGUGGAGGAGUGGAUGAAGUCGAAUAUGCUUAUGGGUUGUAAUCCUCAAGCGAAAGCGCGCAAAGAAUCUAUAUUUUACGUACUACGCUCGACAUUGUCUGUCUAGUAGACAAUAUCAUGUCUUGAAAACGAA
Molecule: messenger RNA, 3409 nt
Organism: Fomitiporia mediterranea MF3/22
Lineage: Eukaryota; Fungi; Basidiomycota; Agaricomycetes; Hymenochaetales; Hymenochaetaceae
Exons: 19
Coding region: 82-3318 (1078 amino acids)
Biological process (GO): cytoskeleton organization
Cellular component (GO): cytosol
Source: RefSeq, a predicted model, not a curated record